This is a messenger RNA of Priceomyces carsonii, 1386 nucleotides long. RefSeq names its product aminotransferase family protein. NCBI's taxonomy places the organism in Eukaryota, Fungi, Ascomycota, Pichiomycetes, Serinales, Debaryomycetaceae. Bases 1 to 1386 code for a protein of 461 amino acids. Gene Ontology annotation, molecular function: pyridoxal phosphate binding; transaminase activity. Gene Ontology annotation, cellular component: cytosol. The transcript has a single exon. The record is from RefSeq and is a predicted model, not a curated record.
AUGGGACAUUUGCUUAGAAGAUCACAGUUGACACCUGAAUUAUUGGUUGCAAAAUAUGCACUGGGACCAUAUAUCAACACCGAGUCAGGGAGGAAGAUCAUAGACGCUUCUGGAGGUGCAGCUGUUGGCUCCGUGGGAGCUUCUACACCUGAAGUGGUGGCCGAAAUUGUCGCCCAGUAUUCGAAGAUACAGUAUGUUUCGCCUUCGAUAUUUACAAAUGAGCCAGCUGAAAAGCUUGCAAAUGAGAUUAUAACCGAUAGGUACGACAGAAUGGGCUAUUCUAAAGUCAUGUUUGUAAAUUCAGGAUCUGAGGCUAAUGAAAGUGCCUACAAAAUUGCCAGACAGCAUUUUUUUGACAAGAAUGAGACAGAAAGAGUCAAUACCAUCACCCGAGAUAUCGCUUAUCAUGGAAAUACAGUGAUUGCAUUGCAGUUGUCAAGUAUAUCAACUAAGAAAGAGCCAUUCGAAGACAUCGUGCAAUGUCAGAAAUUUCAUCAAGUAGAAGCACCUCAUCCGUUUCACCGCAAACGAAAAGGCGAAUCGGAUAUAGAAUACCUGGAGAGAUUGGCAGAGGAAUUAGAAUCAAAAUUUCAGGAGUUGGGACCCUCUACAGUUAUGGCUGUUUGGUUCGAGUCAUUUUUAGGGACUACUGGAGGAUGUGUUAGACCUCCAAAAGGUUACUUCGAAGCUGUGCGGAGCAUUUGCAAUAAAUUCGGAGCCAUAUUUGUAGUUGACGAGGUUAUAUGUGGCUCUGGACGAUGUGGAAAGCACUUCUUUGCUUGGGAGCAUGAAAUCGAGGAAAGUAAUGGGAACGAAGAUUAUCUUAAGGUUCAGCCUGAUUUAAUUACCUUUGGAAAAUCAAUUUCUGGAGGGUAUGCUCCCUUGUCAGGCAUUGUGAUUCAUAAGAAGUUCUUUGACAAAGCAGAGACUACAUCAAAAGUAUUUAACUCCGGCCAUACAUUUCAAUCUCACCCAGUAUCCUGUGCUGCUGCCCUAGCAGUUCAAAGGUAUAUAAAGAGACACAAUCUUUUGAAUAAUGUUGAAAAGAUGGGCCAAUACUUAGGAGAGCAGUUAAAGGAGCAAACAAGAGACUUGAAAUGUGUUUUGGAUGUUAGAGGAAUCGGCUUCUUUUGGGCAGUUGAGUUAGUGAAAGACAAGAAAACAAGAGAACCUUUUCCAUUAGAUUACAAUUUCGCCACUAUAGCGUACAAUUGUAUAUUGAAUCAUGGCGUAGCGGUUUAUCCUGGAAGGGGCACCAUCGAUGGUCUCUAUGGUUAUAGCUUUAUGGUCUCACCUGCGUUCACUUCUGAUAAGGAUUUGUUGGACAAAAUCGUGAGUGCUAUCAGAAUGGGGCUUGAAGAUGCCCUGGCCAUGCAAGAGAUGUGA